Molecule: messenger RNA, 2697 nt
Organism: Ectocarpus siliculosus
Lineage: Eukaryota; Phaeophyceae; Ectocarpales; Ectocarpaceae
Source: the annotation of a GenBank genome assembly
AUGUUUGGCCUGUGGUUCUUUUUUAAUUUUGCCCCUUCUACCCGAACAAAAUAUCACGACCAAAACCAGAUCCCAGUGAUUUUCGAGGGCGACUUCUGGGCGGAGGAGGCGGUGCGUCUGGCGCGAGCGGUGGAACGGAGGGAUGAUGGUCAGGACGAGACACAGUCCCCGCUAGAACUCUGCAGGCAAGCGCUGGAGGAGCUGAUUCGGCACCAGCACGGAGCCCCGUUCACGGCACCCGUGGACCCGACGAGAGACCGGUGCCCGGACUACCUCAUGGUGAUAGAGCAGCCCAUGGACCUAGGGACGGUGGCGGAGACGCUGGACGCGAUGAAGUAUCACGAUGCCGGCGCGUUCGUGUCGGACGUCCGGCUGAUCUUCGACAACGCUCGCAAGUACAACCCGCCCAAGCAUCCCAUCCACGUGGCCGCCUCCAAGCUUGCCAAGACGUGGGCCGCGCACUCCGCGCGCACCACCCGUGCCGUCGGCACCUUGCCGCCGAUGAGCGAGAGCAGCCCGGUCGAGGUAGGGAUGCCGGCCACCGUCCCUUCUUGCCGCGGCCUUUCAGGCGGGGCCACCUGCGGCGGGGGCGGCGGCGGGGGGUCGACGGACAAGAGCUCUGCCACGGACGCUCCCCCCCACUCGAACGGCGGGGAGAGGCUGAGCCGGUCCGGGUCGACCGCGGUCAUGUCGGUGUCCGAGUUCUACGGGCCGAGCGGGGCGCGCAUGCUCCAGAGGAGAAGCUCGACCGCCUCCCAGCUGUCCCUGGCCGAUAGCUACGGGGAAGGGGAGACCCUGGAGAGCGCAAGCGCCACGAGGGAGAACAGGGAGGGACAGGCGGCGCUGACGAGUCUGAUCUCCGAGCCCCUGUCGCAGCAACACGUGGCCGGGAGCAACGGCGGUGUGGCUCAAGCGCAGCCAGCACCGGCGGCGGCAGCGGCGGCGCGACAACAGCCGUCUCCCCCGACGGCGGCGAAGGCUGCCGCCGGCGGGAGCGCGCGACCGGCCUCCUCCAUGUCGUUGCCGUGGAUAACAGCUCCUGGCGCUACUGCCACGGCCGCUACCGCGCGCCCGCUCACAGAGGAGCGUAUGCCGGAGGACCAGCAGCAGAACCAGCGGGCGGGGCUCAUCCGCGCGAUGAGCGUCGACUCCGCUCCGUCGCCGGCUAGACCCCACGCCCGGAGCUUGAGCUUCACCGGGAGCGGGGGGGGGGCGUCCGAUGGGCUCGGAGGCGGAUUGGGACAGGCUUCCUCUGGUUCGGAGGCGUUCGGGAUAAAAAUGAACAACAAGUCGGGCGGAAACGGCAGCAGCUCGGGGCGGUCGACGGUCGGAGGCGGCAGCGGCGGGGGCGGGGGCGGGGACGGGGGUCCCACGGUGCACAGCCCUCGGCUUCGGGCGAAGAGCAUGGACUCCGGGGGAAGGAAGGGCAAGAGCAAGAGGGGGAAGGGCCCCGGGACCGCGGUGAUGGGCAAGGCGGAUAGGAUCGGACGAAUGCUCCAGUCUCUGUCUAGGGCAGUGACGCGGAUCAGCAAGGACCUCCUGGUGGUUACCCUUGGGAAACCGGACCAGCCGGCCAAGCCGCCUCCCGCGCGCGCGGGGUCGGGCAUGACGAAGGAGGCGAUGCUUGCGGAGCUAGAGGCCUGGCACGCCUCCUCCGGCAUCGAGGGGACCCUCACGCCGGACUGCCACGACCCGGACCCGCCCAUAUCGAGGGCGCUGGUCGACGCGCGACACACAUUCUUGGAAAUGUGCCAGUUCCGACACUACCAGUUUGACACCCUCCGAAGGGCGAAGCACUCGUCGGCGAUGGUGCUGUACCACCUGCACCGCCCGGAGAGUCGCAGCCUCAACCCCUUCUGUUCACGCUGCCGGCGGCCCGUUCGCUUCGUGCGGUACCACUGCGGCGUUUGCAACUACGACCUGUGCGCGGAGUGCGACGAGGAGGUUGGCACCAAGUGCGAAGACGGCCACCCGCUCACGCCGUACCGAGUCACCUUCUCCACCGAAGACGCGGAGGAAUCCCCGGCCCCCGGCACCACGCCGGCGACGGGCGGCACCAGCCUGUCCCCCCGGCGGUCUCCCGUCCGAGAGCGGGGGGGAGGCAGGUGCGCACGGCACGUCAGCCCCGCCGUCGGAGGUAGCGCGGCGGCGACUGCCGCCGUUGGCGGCGCGACCGCGGCGACGACGACGACAAAACCGGCAGCAGCAGCGGUGCUGACACCGGCGGCGGCGCCAAGCGUCCUCCCGGCAGACGACGGCGGCAACGAGGCCGGGCUGAACCACCUGCUAUCUCCGCCGCCGCCGCCGCCGCCUCCGCCGACCCGAGGCUUACGAGCCGUGGCCGGCGGCGGCGGCGGCGGCGGUGGUGGCGAGGUAAGUCACGGCGACGCAACGGCAACGGCGGUGACGCGCCCGGACGGGAGCAACGCCGCCGCUGCCGCAGGCGGUAGCAGCAGGGUUCUAUCGAGCGCGGAGGCCUCCGCUGCAACGGCGGCGGCGCAUGCAGGUGGAGGUGUACCAGAACCCGGUGGAGGUGUACCGGAACCGGGCGGAAGGGUAGAGGAAACGGGAGUUGCGGUGGCGCAGGGGGUAGGUCCGGCAGCUCCUUCCGUGGUUGACGUUGGUGGCGUGGAGGGAGAGGGAGGCCAAGCCGGGCAAAAGGAGGCUCCUGCAACGGCAGCAGACGGCGGCAGUUGA